AUGGCAUUGCUAUCCAAACUCAAGAACAUCGCCGUAGUCGGUGCCAAUGGCAACGUCGGUUCAUACAUUACCUCCGCUCUCCUUGCGAAGAACCAUUUUAACGUCACCGCCAUCACGCGUACGGAGUCCAAGGCCACUUUCCCAUCUGGCGUCAACGUCGCACGCAUCGAUUACGACAGUCAAGACACCAUAGUCAAAGCCCUGACCGGACAAGAUGCACUAGUCAUCACAAUGAGCGUAUUCGGUGGUAAUGCGCAGGAGAAGCUCAUUCGUGGAGCAGCCCAAGCUGGCGUACCAUGGAUUCUACCAAACGAGUUCGGCAUGUACAACACGGAAGAGAUCCAGAACGAAACCAUUGGGCCUGGCAAGGCGAUAGCUCGCAAUCUUAUCGAGUCGCUCGGAGUUUCCUCGUGGAUAGGCGUGACCUCCGGCUUCUGGUACGAGUACUCUCUCAGCGGCGCUUACUUCGGCAUCGAUAUUCCGAAACGAGAGGUCGUGUACUUUGACGAUGGGAAGCAGCGACUGAACACUGCCACAUGGCCCCAGACCGGGCUGGCUGUGGCGAACUUGCUAUCUUUGCCAGUAUCGGCAUCUGAUGGCAACGGGCCGACACUGGAGCAGUACCGCAACCGGAUGACUUUCGUAUCGUCGUUCGCCCUUAACCAACGGGAGAUGUUCGAGGCGGUACAGAAGGUUACUGGCACCACGGAGAAAGACUGGAAGAUUACGUCGGAGCCGUUGAAGCAGCGCUUGGCAACUGCUAGGGAGAAGAUGAUGAUGGGUGAUCGCAUGUCUUUUGCGACAGCUUUGUACACGAGGUACUUCAUUGAUGAGGCAGGUCUGUUCGAGAGGGAUCAUAAGCUGAGCAACGAUGAAUUGGAACUUCCAAAGGAGGACCUCAUUGAGGCUACGAAGCGGGCUGUGGAUCUGGCGAAUACCGAUUUUCACAAGAAGAUGUACUCAUAG
Alternaria ethzedia is the source of this 966-nucleotide messenger RNA. RefSeq lists its product as uncharacterized. Gene Ontology annotation, molecular function: oxidoreductase activity. The transcript has a single exon. The record is from RefSeq and is a predicted model, not a curated record. The coding region runs from base 1 to 966 and encodes 321 amino acids. NCBI's taxonomy places the organism in Eukaryota, Fungi, Ascomycota, Dothideomycetes, Pleosporales, Pleosporaceae.